Molecule: messenger RNA, 2361 nt
Organism: Spea bombifrons (plains spadefoot toad)
Lineage: Eukaryota; Metazoa; Chordata; Amphibia; Anura; Pelobatidae
Gene: NPLOC4
Product: NPL4 homolog, ubiquitin recognition factor
Exons: 17
Coding region: 112-1944 (610 amino acids)
Biological process (GO): ubiquitin-dependent protein catabolic process
Cellular component (GO): nucleus
Molecular function (GO): ubiquitin protein ligase binding; ubiquitin binding
Source: RefSeq, a predicted model, not a curated record
GCUUGUAGUUACACUAGUACACCCGAACCGGCAGGUUGCAAACGUCAUUGGCCGGGGAUCCCGGGAGUUACCGGCGGACAGCUACCAGAACUAAGCCGGGAAGAGAGGGAAAUGGCAGAAAGUAUUAUAAUUCGUAUUCAGUCUCCAGACGGAGUUAAGAGGAUUACUGCAAGUAAACGAGAAUCGGCAGCAGCUUUCCUUAAAAAGGUAGCAAAAGAGUUUGGGUUUAGGAAUAAUGGGUUCUCGGUGUAUCUGAACAGAAACCGGACAGGAGAAAUAUCUGCGUCUCAAAACAAGUCGCUUAAUUUACUGAAAAUCAAACAUGGGGACAUGCUGUUCCUGUUCCCUUCAGCCUCCGCCGGACCCUCCAAUGAGGUCAUGGAUAUGUCCGCACAAACGCAGAGCGCUCGGCCUUCAAGUGCUCCCCAGGUGGUCGAAGAUGAAAUUGACCAAUAUCUCAACAAACAGGACGGAAAGAUCUAUAGGAACAGAGAUCCACAGCUGUGUCGACAUGGACCGCUAGGAAAAUGUGUGCACUGCGUCCCCCUAGAGCCUUUCGAUGAGGAUUAUCUGAACCAUCUAGAGCCCCCCGUCAAACACAUGUCCUUCCAUGCCUACAUCAGGAAACUGACAGGCGGUGCAGACAAAGGGAAAUUUGUGGCCUUGGAGAAUAUCAGCUGUAAAAUCAAAUCUGGGUGUGAAGGGCAUCCUCCGUGGCCGGAAGGGAUCUGUACCAAAUGCCAGCCUAGUGCCAUCACUCUCAACAGACAGAAAUACAGGCACGUGGAUAACAUUAUGUUUGAGAACCACACCAUUGCCGACCGCUUCUUAGAUUACUGGCGCAAGACUGGGAACCAGCAUAUUGGCUAUCUGUAUGGACGAUACACUGAGCACAAGGACAUUCCCCUCGGCCUUCGGGCAGAAGUUGCUGCCAUUUAUGAGCCUCCACAGAUUGGAACCGAGAACAGCCUGGAGCUGCUUGAGGAUCCUAAAGCUAAGGUGGUGGAUGAGAUAGCGGCUAAACUCGGGCUUACAAAGGUUGGCUGGAUUUUUACAGACCUGAUGUCAGAAGACACAAGGAAAGGUACUGUCCGGUACAGUAGAAACAAGGACACGUAUUACCUGAGCGCAGAGGAGUGCAUCACGGCCGGCUACUUCCAAAACAAACACCCAAACCUGUGUCGCUUAUCACCAGAGGGGCACUUUGGUUCCAAAUUUGUGACCGUGGUAGCCACAGGAGGACCGGAUAACCAGGUGCACUUUGAGGGUUACCAGGUGUCCAACCAGUGCAUGGCGCUGGUGCGGGAUGAAUGCUUGCUGCCCUGCAGAGACGCUCCAGAGCUGGGAUAUGCCAAGGAGUCCAGCAGUGAGCAGUAUGUGCCUGAUGUCUUCUACAAGGAUAUAGACAAAUUUGGCAAUGAAAUCACCCAGCUUGCUCGGCCACUACCCGUUGAGUAUUUGAUUAUUGAUAUUACAACAACAUUCCCCAAGGAUCCGGUGUACACCUUUUCCACUUCUUCCAACCUGUUCCCCAUCGAAAACAGAGAUGCUCUGGGUGAGACUCAGGACUUCCACAGUUUGGCCAAUUACCUUUCCCAAAACCCAUCUUCAGUUUUCCUUGAGAUCAUCUCUGACUUCCACCUGCUCCUCUUUUUGGUAACCAACGAGGUGAUGCCCCUACAGGACAGUAUCGGCUUGUUACUGGACGCAGUGAGAACCCGGGAUGAAGAGCUGGCUCAGACGUGGAAGAAGUCAGAGCAGUGGGCGACCAUUGAGCAGCUGUGCAGUACUGUUGGUGCAGCACCGGCUGACCUGCAUCCAUAUGGAGCGAUUGGGGGACCCACGCAUGCAGCUUCAUCGGCCAUGUGGUCCUGUCUGCACUGCACCUUCAUGAACCAGGCGGGUACAGACCAGUGUGAGAUGUGCCGGCUUCCCCGGACCUAAGACUAGGUUGAUCGGGGGCAGGCCUCAAAGAUCUCCGUCGGAAAGCUGCCCCUUGCAGAAAGUGUCCAGCAAGUCCCCCGUCCCCUAUCAUGUUGCUUUUAGGGCUGAGUGAGGUGCCCUAGGUGCCGAUUCCGUGGGUAUGAACUUUGCCAAGCAAGUCAAGGGUAGUGUCCAACGCAUCAAAGCUUUAUUCGCCCACAGACAGGGAUACGCUGCAGCUGGCCCUCUCAUGUUUUGGGGUGCUAGCUUAACCCUUUGCACUUGUAUUACUUCACAGCACUGUCUGCGUUUUGCAGUGACAAAAAAAAAAUUAUAGCUGGAACAUACCCCUCGAUUCUAAUGAGUCUAGCUUUGUGUUUUAUUAUCCAUGCAAAAUCACAUCUCCCCAAGAGCAAUAAAUGUUUCCACUUCCAGAAA